UAUCAGGGUCAUGGAGCUCCAAGAGGCCGCCCUCCCCACCGCCGGAGGUCAAGUUUUUGGAGACGCCGUUCGGGGGGGUCCACGCCUGGAUUUCGGGGUCCCCCCGGCCCGGGCGGCCUGCCCUGCUCACCUUCCCGGACGUGGGGCACACCCACGAGACGUGCUUUGCCCCCUGUUUGAGCACGAGGAGAUGGCCGAGAUCGCCCGGAGCUUCCACGUCGUGCACCUCGACCCGCCCGGCAUGGAGGAGGGGCACCGCCCUACCCACCUGGGUAACGCCCACCCCCAUGGCCACGCCCUGCCCACCUGGCCACGCCCUGCCCACCUGGGUAACGCCCACGGACACGCCCACACCCCCAUUGCCACGCCCUACCCACCUGGCCACGCCCUGCCCACCUGGGUAACGCCCACAGACACGCCCACCCCCUAUGGCCACGCCCUGCCCACCUGGGUACUCAGUGCACCCUCCCUGGAGCAGUUGGCUGAGAUGCUCCCGGGGGUCCUGCAGGCCCUGGGCAUCAAAAGCAUCGUCGGUGGGGUGGGGGCCGGAGCCUUCGUGCUGGCAAAGUUUGGGCUGCUGCGCCCCGAGGCCGUGGAGGGGCUGGUGCUGGUGAACAUCGACGCCCGGGCCAAGGGCUGGAUGGACUGGGCCGCCAGCAAGCUCUCGGGGCUGACGACGUCGACGACCGAAAUGAUCCUGAGUCACCUUUUCACCCAGGACGAGCUGGCGGCCGCCCCACUGCGGCAGGCUCCGGGAGCGCUUGGGGAAGGCGCCGAACCCGCCCUGCUCUGGGCCAUGUACGCCAGCCCCUCCCCGUCUCAGCCGCUGGGACCUCGGGCUGGAGCGCAGCGGAUCCGGGAGCCUGCGCUGCCCCGCUCUGCUCGUGGUGGGCGACAACUCCCCCACGAGGACGCCGUGCUGGACCCCACCCAGACCUCCUUCCUGAAGAUGGCCGACGGUGGGGGGCAGCCUCAAAUCUCACAGCCGGGGCGUCUCACCGAAGCCUUCAAGUACUUCCUGCAGGGGAUGGGCUACAUGGCAGCCUCGGCCAUGACCCGCUCUCCCGCUCCAGAACCGGCUCCUGCUGCGCCCGGGCGGGAGGGCGGCGCCGAGAGGGCUCGGAGCCGGACCCUCAGUAGGGGCAGCGUGGGGGGAGGGGCCGGCCUCCCCCCGACCCCCCCCCAGCCCUGA
This is a messenger RNA of Myiozetetes cayanensis, 1192 nucleotides long. Its product is annotated as protein NDRG2-like. The record is from RefSeq and is a predicted model, not a curated record. NCBI's taxonomy places the organism in Eukaryota, Metazoa, Chordata, Aves, Passeriformes, Tyrannidae. Gene Ontology annotation, cellular component: cytoplasm. Gene Ontology annotation, biological process: signal transduction.